Messenger RNA from Arxiozyma heterogenica, 2199 nucleotides. It is a transcript of the gene ERG7, whose product is annotated as lanosterol synthase ERG7. Gene Ontology annotation, molecular function: lanosterol synthase activity. Gene Ontology annotation, biological process: triterpenoid biosynthetic process; ergosterol biosynthetic process. Gene Ontology annotation, cellular component: lipid droplet. The record is from RefSeq and is a predicted model, not a curated record. The transcript has a single exon. Bases 1 to 2199 code for a protein of 732 amino acids. Lineage: Eukaryota; Fungi; Ascomycota; Saccharomycetes; Saccharomycetales; Saccharomycetaceae.
AUGACUAAAUUCUAUUCUGAACUUUUAGAUUUGCCAAGAACAAAUCCAAGACAAUGGAGAUUAAGAACAGAUAAAUUAGGAAGAGAAACAUGGGAUUAUAUUGAUGAAGAAUCUUGUAAGAAUGAUCCUCAAUCCACUUUUACCCAAUGGCUUUUACAAUUACCAGAAUUUCCUACACCGGAGCCUACUAUAACAAAGGAUGAUCCAGACUUCAGUGCUUGGGAAUCCUGUUUAAAUGGUGCCAAAUUUUUCAAGUUAUUACAAGAUGAGAAUUCUGGUAUCUUUCCUUGUCAAUACAAAGGUCCUAUGUUCAUGACCAUUGGAUACGUUGCAGUACAUUACAUUGCUGGGAUCCCUAUUCCUGAACCACAAAGAUUAGAAAUUGUUAGAUAUAUUGUUAACACAGCACAUCCAGUUGAUGGUGGUUGGGGUUUACAUUCCGUAGAUAAAUCUACUGUAUUUGGUACUGUAUUAAAUUAUGUUAUUCUUAGAUUAUGUGGUAUGGAAAAAGAUCAUCCUGUUUUGAAGAGAGCAAGGUCCACUUUAUUAAACCUUGGUGGUGCAAUUGCUGCCCCACAUUGGGGGAAAAUAUGGUUAUCUGUGUUGAAUUUGUAUAAAUGGGAAGGUGUCAAUCCUGCUCCCCCAGAUAUGUGGCUUUUACCAUAUUCAUUACCAAUUCAUCCUGGAAGAUGGUGGGUUCAUACAAGAGGUGUUUAUUUGCCUGUCAGUUACUUAUCUUUGGUCCGUUAUUCUUGUCCUGUAACACCACUUCUUGAAGAGAUUAGAGAAGAAAUCUAUGCUAAAGAUAAGUUUCAAGAUAUUGAUUUUAGUAAACACAGAAAUACAGUAUGCGGUGUAGAUCUAUAUUAUCCGCAUUCUAAAAUAUUAGAUUUUGCCAAUAACCUAAUUGUCAAAUACGAACAAUACUUAAGACCGAAAUGGCUAUUCGAUAAAUCAAAAGAAAAAGUCUAUGACCUAAUUCGUAAAGAAAUUGAAAAUACCGAUUAUCUAUGCAUUGCCCCAGUAAACCAAGCGUUUUGUGCUUUAGUAACAUUAAUUGAAGAAGGGAGAGAUUCAUAUCAAUUCAAAAGAUUCCAAGACAGAUUCCAAGAUGCCUUGUUUCAUGGUCCACAAGGUAUGACCAUCAUGGGUACCAAUGGUGUCCAAACUUGGGAUUGUGCAUUCAUGAUACAAUAUUUUUUCGUGGCUGGAUUAGCAGAAAGACCUGAAUUUUAUGAUACUGUAGUAGCUGCCUAUAGAUUUUUGAUUAGAUCCCAAUUUGAUUCUGAAUGUGUUCCUGGAAGUUUUAGAGAUAAAAGAAAUGGUGCAUGGGGGUUUUCUACAAAAACUCAAGGCUACACUGUGUCUGAUUGUACCGCUGAAUCUGUAAAAGCUAUUAUAAUGGUCAAGAAAUCACCAUUUUAUAAGAAAGUUCAUGACGAAAUCUCCGAUGAAAGAUUGUAUGAUGCCAUUGACAUUUUAAUGAAUUUACAAAAUAUUUCAUCUUUUGAAUAUGGCUCAUUUGCAACUUAUGAAAUGAUUAAAGCUCCAUUAUUUUUAGAAUGUUUAAAUCCAGCGGAAGUAUUUGGGAAUAUUAUGGUAGAAUAUCCAUAUGUUGAGUGUACAGAUUCAUCUGUAUUAGGAUUAACCUAUUUCCAUAAAUAUUAUGACUAUCGUAAAGAUGAGAUCACAAAAAGAAUUCAAAUCGCAAUAGAUUAUAUUAAGAAUACACAAAGUUGUGAUGGAAGUUGGUACGGUUGUUGGGGGAUAUGUUAUACAUAUGCGGGAAUGUUUGCUAUUGAAGCCUUAAAUUCUGUUGGAGAAAACUAUUCCAAUUCUGAAGUGGUUCGUAAAGGUUGUGAUUUUCUUGUUUCUAAGCAAAUGUCUGAUGGUGGUUGGGCUGAGGUUAUGAAAUCCAGUGAAUUACACAGUUAUGUAAGUGGUCCUCAAUCAUUAGUAGUUCAGACUGCAUGGGUCAUUAUUGCAUUGCUAUUAGCGGAAUACCCAAAUAAAGAGAUCAUUGAUAAAGGUGUAAAAUUAUUAAAGGAAAGACAGGAAACUUCUGGUGAAUGGAAAUUUGAAUCUGUUGAAGGUGUUUUCAACCAUUCUUGUGCAAUUGAAUAUCCAAGUUACCGUUUCUUAUUUCCAAUUAAGGCUUUAGGACUAUACAGUAAAAUCUAUAAAGACAGUCUGGUAUAA